Gigantopelta aegis is the source of this 467-nucleotide messenger RNA. RefSeq names its product 60S ribosomal protein L35-like. Bases 72 to 443 code for a protein of 123 amino acids. Gene Ontology annotation, biological process: maturation of LSU-rRNA from tricistronic rRNA transcript (SSU-rRNA, 5.8S rRNA, LSU-rRNA); translation. Gene Ontology annotation, cellular component: ribosome; cytosolic large ribosomal subunit. The record is from RefSeq and is a predicted model, not a curated record. Gene Ontology annotation, molecular function: structural constituent of ribosome; mRNA binding. NCBI's taxonomy places the organism in Eukaryota, Metazoa, Mollusca, Gastropoda, Neomphalida, Peltospiridae. The transcript has 4 exons.
AAUCUGUUACGCCUUCUUCGCAAAGUGACCUGGAUUCAGUCUUUUUUUUGUGAUACUCAAGUAUUGUAGACAUGGCGAAGGUGAAGACGAAGAACCUACGAGGUCAGAAGAAGGAAGAUUUAACGAAACAGCUGACAGAGUUGAAAGAGGAACUUGCGAAUCUUCGUGUUGCCAAGGUUACUGGAGGGGCAGCUUCAAAAUUGGCAAAGAUAUGCACAGUAAGAAAGUCGAUUGCGCGAGUCCUCACCGUCAUUAACCAGACACAGAAGGAGAACUUGAGAAUGUUCUUCAAGGGAAAGCGCCACAAGCCCAAGGACCUGCGACCCAAGAAGACGAGAGCGAUGCGCAGAGCACUCACAAAAUACGAGCUCGGCCGUAAAACAAAGAAACAGCAGCGCAAGGAAAGACUGUACCCUGUGAGAAAAUAUGCUGUGAAGGCAUAAAUUAAAUAAAACAAUUUCCAGCCA